This is a messenger RNA of Phymastichus coffea, 2087 nucleotides long. RefSeq names its product congested-like trachea protein (gene colt). Gene Ontology annotation, cellular component: mitochondrial envelope. The record is from RefSeq and is a predicted model, not a curated record. NCBI's taxonomy places the organism in Eukaryota, Metazoa, Arthropoda, Insecta, Hymenoptera, Eulophidae. Gene Ontology annotation, biological process: carnitine transmembrane transport; mitochondrial transport. The transcript is spliced from 5 exons. The coding region runs from base 247 to 1134 and encodes 295 amino acids. Gene Ontology annotation, molecular function: O-acyl-L-carnitine transmembrane transporter activity.
UUAGACAUACAUACAUCAAACCUUUCAAGCACAUUACUUGUUAAACUUAAUCGAAAGUAAUUUACAUUCUCUAUUGAUACGACCCCUGAGCCACUUGACCGAAAGUUGGCUACAAUUUUAUUCAACAGAUAUACCACAUAAAAUACGACACUUUCGAGUCAUCUCGUCAUCGUGAUUGUUUAAUCAGAUAGUCCGUUUUCGUUUGUCUAUCAAAUAUUACCUUAUAUUUAUUUUUUCUAUAAAACAAUGUCGGAAAACGUGAAUCCUAUUAAAUAUUUUUUAAGUGGAGGUUUCGGAGGAGUAUGCACCAUCCUCGUCGGUCAUCCUCUCGAUACGAUUAAAGUUCGACUACAAACUAUGCCUAUUCCUAAACCUAAUGAAAAACCACUCUACACGGGUACAUUUGACUGUGCCAAACAAACUUUUACAAAGGAAGGAUUUCGAGGAUUUUAUAAAGGCAUGGGAGCUCCGCUUGUUGGUGUUGCCCCUAUAUUUGCCAUGAGUUUUUUGGGUUUCGGUAUUGGUAAAAAGUUGCAGCAAUCAGAACCCAAUCAAAAACUCAGUGAGCUUCAAAUUUUUUAUGCUGGAGCUUUUAGUGGAAUUUUUACUACUGUUAUUAUGGCUCCUGGUGAGCGAAUAAAGUGUCUUUUACAGAUACAACACGGAAAUGCUACACCAAAAUACAAUGGCCCCAUUGACUGCAUCAAAAAAUUGUAUGCAGAAGGAGGUUUAAGAAGUAUAUUCAAAGGAUCUUGUGCUACAUUGUUGAGAGAUGUACCUGCUAGUGGACUUUAUUUUACUACAUAUGAAGUUGUAAAACGAAGCCUAACAAAAGAAGAUGGAAGUAUUAGUCUCUUAUCAACACUCACUGCUGGAGCCUGUGCUGGAAUUGCCAAUUGGGUUAUUGGAAUGCCACCUGAUGUUUUAAAAUCUCGACUACAAACUGCUCCAGAAGGAACAUAUAAAAGGGGAGUGAGAGAAGUUUUUGUACAUCUUAUGAAAACGGAAGGUCCAGCAGCACUUUACAAAGGUUUUACUCCUGUAAUGCUUAGAGCUGUUCCUGCUAAUGCAGCUUGCUUCUUAGGUUUUGAAGCAGCAAAAAAUUUCUUAGACUGGUUAGCCCCAAAUUAUUAAACAUUCUGUUUAAUAUUAAUGCUCCAUAUUUCACAGAAACUGUUUUUUAUCUGUGUUUGAAGUCAUUAAGAAAAAGUCUUGUAUCGAGUAAUGAUAUUAGCAUUUACAAUCACAUACGUACAUUAGGAUUAAAAAGGUAUCAAUGCAAUUUUCAGUCCAAUAAUUUAUAAGAUUUUGUUGGUACAUUGGGUGUUAUUGGUUAUUAAUAACUUCAAUAGAAAAUUUUACUCUUGCUAGUAGGAAAACCGUUGCAGAAGCAUUCAGUAAAAAUUAUAUAUUUUUUUAUCAAUUCCUACUAGUAAAAGUAACAUUCCUCUAAAAUUUUAUUUAGAAGAGAAAAAUGUGUCUUCUUACAAAAGACAAAACAGUGAACAAAGGGAACUUAAAUGAAAGUAUUUGAAAGUAAAAAACAAUUUUUAAAUUUUCAAAUGUAAAUUCUUAUAUGCAUUAAUGUAUAUACAUCUACAGAAAAGCUAUAUUGCACUGCUAUUAGUGCCAUGUUAAAAAUGUUUUUCAUAUAAAGAUAUAAAAGUUUUUAAACUAUUUUCCAUGGUACAUUAACACGUGAAUAUAAACAUAUCAUGGAAAGGGACAAUGGUUACAUAUGUACAUUGAAUUUUAUUGUUUUUGAAUAUAAUAUUGGAUGUAAAAAGCUGAAUUAUUUUAUAUAAUCGAUUGAUUUGAAUUGGUUUAUUCAUAUGUACGUUACCGUUAUUUUUCAUUUGUCAAAUGAUUUCAUACAUUGCGUAAAAAUUUGUUUAAAAAUUAGGACCUAUGCAACAAAGUUUGUAACAAAAACAGUUCCUCAUUCUUUAUAUUACUCGUAAUACUGAUUAACAGUAUACAAAAACCUAGAUCAAACCUAAAGAAUGCUUUAAUGUGGUCCAUGCGCACAAAGAUGUUUGCCGUAUAUAUAAAAUGUAAUACUGCAUUAAUGAACUUCGUAAAGAAUU